CUUGAUCUCAAGUUGUCUUCCAUCGCCAUUCGUUGUCUCUUUCAUCAACAAUGUGGUACCACACGCCGACAACGCUAGGAAAUGUCCACCGCGCUAUAGUAUCGUUUCAUCAUUACUUUAACCAAACCCUAGUCCCAUUCACAGCUCGCCCCUCCAAGAACGAGCUGCUUAAAGUUGCCGACACGGUAUAUGCCUUACCUUUUAUAUUCUUAACGCACACGGGAACGCCAACGGGUGGACAUGAUCCAAUAUACAAUUUCGGCAAUGAGAAAGCCCUGUCAGUGUUUGGGCGCACACCCGCCGAGCUUCUUCAAUUUCCCUCUCGACUCUCGGCAGGGCCUGAUGAACGGACUCGCAGAGAGGAUUUUAUGAGAGAGGUGGCAGUGAAGGGAUGCGUAAAGGAUUAUGACUGCAUCAGAGUAAAGAAGGAUGGCAGCCCACUCAAGAUGUGGGAUGGAUACGUGUGGAAUGUUAGAGACGAGUCUGGUGAAAUAGUUGGACAGGCGGCGAUGUUCAAAAAAUGGCAGGACCAAUGAUGACGGUUAAGGCAAUCUGGGUAUAUCGUACUUUUUUAUUUUCAUCUCUUCCAACUAUCGACAGGAAAAACACAAGCCUCAACCAGGGACUAAAUCAUCUCACGAACAUGUACAAAAGCAAUCGAAUCAAAAACACAUGAAGGGAGCGUAGCUCCAGCUACGACGGCGAGAUCGGCCGUUUUGCUUCCCCAUUUCUCUCAUUACUAACCGCCAAAUCUCCACCACGUCUCCCAUUAUAUGCAUACGCAGUAGAAAUAAUAAAUUAAGCAACCUCCUUUUGGC
Molecule: messenger RNA, 818 nt
Organism: Spizellomyces punctatus DAOM BR117
Lineage: Eukaryota; Fungi; Chytridiomycota; Chytridiomycetes; Spizellomycetales; Spizellomycetaceae
Exons: 2
Coding region: 51-536 (161 amino acids)
Source: RefSeq, a predicted model, not a curated record